Blumeria graminis f. sp. triticale is the source of this 1560-nucleotide messenger RNA. NCBI's taxonomy places the organism in Eukaryota, Fungi, Ascomycota, Leotiomycetes, Helotiales, Erysiphaceae. The record is from the annotation of a GenBank genome assembly.
AUGACGUCCUUUACAUCAUCCUCGCUUCAAAAACUCACCACCCAAUCGCCCAUCCUCUUGGUCCUCGUAAUUUCUCUUAUAUUCGGCUCCAUCUUUCAGCUCAUAUUUCGCCGCACCAAAAAACUCGACUUUCCCGUGGUGGGUAACGCCCGCGAUCUCGACUUUCGCAAUGCCAUGAAAGAGGGCGUGGCUAGAUACCCUGACUGCCCCUUUGUUAUACCCAGCAAUCCACCCACAAUUGUCCUCCCCAAAAUCUCCAUAAAUGACGUCAAGGGUUUUCCAGAGAGCAAGGCCUCUUUCAAUGAACACGUCAGCCGGGAAUUUCACCCUCAAGUCACUGGUCUCGGAGCAAGUGAUGUUUCGCGAGAGUUCGUUGCCAAAGAUUUGACGCGUUUCGUCGGUGCUGCUCUACAUGUCCUGCAAGAUGAAACCACCUACGCUUUCAACAAAGAACUCGGCUCAUGCGAGGAGUGGACGCCUUUCGUCCUGUAUAGUUUCACAGCCCGCGUUGUCGCAUUAUUGAGUGGCCGUGUCUUUGUUGGCUUGCCCCUAAGUCGAAAUGAGGAAUGGGUGAACACUAGCGUUGACUUCACCUCCUACGUUAUGAAGUUUCGUGAUGCCUCGCAGAAAUUGCCUCUAUUAUUACAGAAUCUAGUAUUGCCUUAUAUUCGAGAAACCCGACAGCUCAAGCAGCUACAGCAAAGAGCCGCCACCCUAUUGCGUCCCACCCUCGACAUUGAAAGAGAGCAUAAUGAUGGCGAGAAGACGUUGGGUCUGGAGAACUCUUCUUUAAAAUGGCUAAUUUCCCGCAUGGAUCCUCGCCAUCGAGACGACCCUCUCUCUAUCUCAAUGCUACAGUUGGAACUUUCAUUUGCUGCCAUUCACACAUCAAGCAUCACUCUGACGAAUGCAAUUUUCGAUCUUGCCGCUUACCCUGAGUACAUUCCCAUACUCCGCGAAGAAAUUCAAGCUGUCAUGAAGGAAGACGGUUACGAUCAAGCCAAUGACGGAACCUGCAAGCUACGAAAGCCUAGUAUUCCCCGACUUGCUAAGCUAGACUCCUUCCUCAAGGAAUCGCAACGUGUCAAUCCCCUAGCAAUCUCAAGCCACACUCGUAUCACCACAUCUGAUGUAAAACUGUCCACUGGCCAUGUAGUUCCAAAAAAUACCCGAAUAUCCAUACCCUCCUGGGUUAUCCAUAACGAGUCUGAGGCGCUCAGAUCUGUCGAACAUACGAAGCCGCUGAACGAAUUUGACGGACUUCGUUUCUAUAAUCUACGACACAUCCCUGGGAAUGAGAACCGACAUCUCUUCGUCAGUACGUCUCCCGAUAGUCUAUCCUUUGGUUACGGAAAUCACGCUUGUCCUGGUCGCUUCUUCGCCAGUAACGAGAUCAAAGUUAUUCUCAUAGAGGUUCUAACCCAUUGGGAUCUACGCUUGCCAAAUGACGCAAAGGUAGAGGGUGGAGCGUGGCGGAGGCCCAAGAAUUUCUACAAAGAAUACCUAUGUUUUCCAGAUAUAUCGGCUAAGAUCGAGAUGAGGAGGCGAAGACAAUCUUGA